This is a messenger RNA of Aphidius gifuensis, 6705 nucleotides long. RefSeq names its product paired amphipathic helix protein Sin3a-like (gene Sin3A). The transcript is spliced from 9 exons. NCBI's taxonomy places the organism in Eukaryota, Metazoa, Arthropoda, Insecta, Hymenoptera, Braconidae. The record is from RefSeq and is a predicted model, not a curated record. Gene Ontology annotation, molecular function: transcription corepressor activity. The coding region runs from base 744 to 5651 and encodes 1635 amino acids. Gene Ontology annotation, biological process: negative regulation of transcription by RNA polymerase II. Gene Ontology annotation, cellular component: chromatin.
UUUAAAUGAAAAAAGGAGAAGGGGACAAAUGCCCUGGGUGCCUUAAACACCGCGUCCUUAGUUACACCCCUGUAAUCUCCCACUACCAAUCAACCAGUCAGUUCCUUGUUUGCCAUACAAAAUCCAAUAGUUUGCCUUGGUAGACCCGUGAGUUGAUAUGCUCCGUGGCACUUGAUUAUAAAUAUUUAAUUAAUUAAAUAAAUAUUUCUCCCUAUUAUUGUUUUUUAAUAAUUUAUCAAUUUAAUUUGCUAAACAAUCUUCUUCUCUUAAUUAUUAAAUUAAAAAUCAAAUGAAAAAGUCACCAUCAACAAUCAAAUGUUUGUGUCUCAAUUAAAUAUUAUUUAUUUAUCUAUUUAACUUAUGAAUAAUUGUGUUUAAUAAAUACAUAUUGUGAAAAUGAUUGUUAAAAAACUUGUGGAGUGUUUAAUUCAAGACUACGACGCUUACGUCGGUGCCGCGAGGCAAAAGUGCAAGGGAGCAUAGUAGUUGUUUCCUGUUGUUUGUACAAUUGAACCGGCUUGUUCUUAAAUAUUUUCAAUUAUUUAUUUUUUUUCAUUAAUAAAUAUAUAUAACAAUUAUAUUUGUCUAUUUAAUCCCUUCAUAAUUUCAUACUCAUCGUGAGUAAACUUGACAUUAAAAACAAUAAUAAUAAUAAUAAAAAACUCUAGGAGAAAAAAAAAGAGAACAGUUGACAUUUUUACCAAGAGUAACAAUAUCACUUGGUAUUUCCAAUGUGAAUUGAAAUGAAACGUGUUCGUGGGGUGGACGAGGUAACAUCACCAGUUGGAACAACAAUAAAACACACAUCAUUGAGUGGAGGAGUUAUCAGUGGAAUUGGUAAUUUAGGAAGUGGUGCAAGUGUUGGUUUGGAGUAUCAUAUUAAUAGUGGAAUUGGUGCUGGAGGUAAUUCAAAUCAAACUGUGAGACAAUUAACAUUAAAAGAAAUGCCGGGUAGUAUACAAUUUGGUACACCCCAAGCACAACAACAAUAUGCUGGGGCAAUUGUGCAAACAGCAGCCCCAUCACCAAGCAAGAUUCAUUCAAAUACAGCACCAUUGGCAUCAACAGCACCUAGUUCAAGUCUAAGUGCUAGUAAUCAACAGCAACAACAGCAGCAGCAACAACAACAACAGCAACAGCAUCAACAACAAUUUCAACGUUUAAAAGUUGAAGAUGCAUUGUCAUAUCUUGAUCAAGUUAAGCUUAAAUUUAGUGAUCAACCACAAGUAUACAAUGAUUUUCUUGAUAUUAUGAAAGAAUUUAAAUCACAAAGUAUUGAUACACCUGGUGUUAUAACAAGAGUUAGUCAUUUGUUUAAAGGCCAUCCAGAGUUAAUUGUUGGUUUUAAUACAUUUUUACCACCAGGUUAUAAAAUUGAAGUACAAGCUAAUGAACAGGGUUAUGCUUAUCAAGUAUCAGUCAGUAUACCAAGUGAACAAUCAACACAUACAUCAUCAUUAUCACAUUGUGUUAAUGUUGGUUCACCACCAAUUUCAUCACCACCAAAUCAACAAUCAAAAGCACCAUCUGUUAUGCAAAUAAUGUCAAGUGGUGGUAAUAUACAUCAUUCAAUGGCAAAUAAUAUAUCAAGCAGCAUUAAUAAAAAUAAUAUGAAUAUUCAUCCACCAUCACCUGAGCCAUUACCGUCAUUUAAUAAUUCACAUGUAACAUCAGCUCAAGCACAAGCAGCUGUUAAUCAAGCACUAAGUCAAGUACAAGAUGGUGCAUCAUCAAAUACUGGAACAUCACAAAAUCAACCAGUUGAAUUUAAUCAUGCUAUUAAUUAUGUUAAUAAAAUUAAAAAUAGAUUUCAAGGACAACCAGAUAAGUACAAACGAUUCUUGGAAAUUCUUCAUACAUAUCAAAAAGAACAAAGAGUUCUUAAAGAUGGUGGUGCUGUUGCCAGUGGUGGUGGUGCUGGUAGUGGUGGUAAUAUUAGUGUUAUUGGUAGUAAUAUUAGCUGUGGAGUUGGUGGUAUUCCUACAGUUGCUAAUGCCUCUGGUUCAAAAUUAACUGAGGCUGAAGUAUAUGCACAAGUUGCUAAACUUUUUGAAAAUCAAGAAGAUCUUCUUGCUGAAUUUGGACAAUUUUUACCUGAUGCAACAAAUAGCUCAAAUAGCCUGUCUGCUAUGUUUCAGAGUAACAAAGUGCCCGCGAAUGAUCACGCGGCAAUUGUUAAAAAACAACUUGGUUCUAAAACAACAGUAUACAAUAAUUCAAAUAUAAUACCACGUGAUCAUCGAGAUGCCCUUCCAUCAGGUAAUUUAGAACGUGAAAGAGAUCAUCGUGAUCGUGAACGUGAAAGAGAACAACGUGAACGUGAUAGAGAACGUGAACGUGAACGUGAAAGACCACCACAACCACCAUUACCAACAACACCACUAUCAUCAACAGCAACAUCAACAAUACGUAGUAGUAAUGAUUUAAAUAGUGGACAAAAGUUUGGUCAUACACCAUUACAAGUAAAACGUUCACCAUCAUUUACAUCAACAAUUACAACAAGUAAUUCACAUCAUCAUCAACAACAACCACCAAUUCAACAGCACCAACACCAACAACAACAACAUCAUCAUCAACAUCAGCAACAACAACAACAUCAUCAUCAUCAACAACAUCAACAUCAUCAGCAACAACAACAACAUCAUGGUCCACCACCAGCUAAAAAACAUAAAAUAUCUGCUGCAAAUCGUGAUCUAUCAAUAUCUGAAGCUGGUAAAUAUGGUACAUUAAAUGAUUAUGCAUUUUUUGAUAAAGUAAGAAAAGUAUUAAAAUCAACAGAAGUAUAUAAUAAUUUUUUACGUUGUUUAUUAAUAUUUAAUAAUGAAAUAAUAUCAAAAAGUGAACUUGUGCAAUUAGUAUUACCAUUUUUGGGUAAAUAUCCAGAAUUAUAUAAAUGGUUUAAAGAUUUUCUUGGUCAUUUAUCUGAUUCAGCAACGUCUGGUAGUAGUGGUGAUGUUGGUGGCGUUGGUGGAAGUGGUAGUGGUAGAAUAAGUGGUAGUAGCAGUGGUGGUGGAAUUGGUGGUAAUAAUUCAACAAAUACAAGUGGUAUUAAUAUUGAAUUAUUGUCAAAUAAUGUUGUACGUAGUCAUCAAGAUAGACCACAAGGUGAUUUAGCUAUGGAAAUUGAUUAUACAGCAUGUAAAAGAUUAGGUGCAUCAUAUUGUGCAUUACCAAAAUCAUAUGUACAACCAAAAUGUACUGGACGUACACAAUUAUGUCGUGAAGUAUUAAAUGACACAUGGGUAUCAUUUCCAACUUGGUCUGAGGAUUCAACAUUUGUAACAUCACGUAAAACACAAUUUGAAGAAUUUAUAUAUCGUUGUGAAGAUGAAAGAUUUGAAUUAGAUGGUGUUAUUGAAACAAAUGCAGCAACAAUACGUGUAUUUGAAGGUAUAGCUAAAAAAAUGAAUCGUUUUACACCAGAUGAAAUACAAAAAUUUAAAUUAGAUGAUUGUCUUGGUGGUUCAUCACCGACAAUUCAUCAACGUGCAUUAAAAAGAAUUUAUGGUGAUAAAGCACCAGAUAUUAUUGAUGGUUUAAAGAAAAAUCCAUUUGUUGCUGUACCAGUUGUAUUGAGAAGACUUAAAAGUAAAGAAGAAGAAUGGAGAGAAGCACAAAAAGGUUUUAAUAAAAUAUGGCGUGAACAAAAUGAAAAAUAUUAUUUAAAAUCAUUAGAUCAUCAGGGUAUUAAUUUUAAACAAAAUGAUGUUAAAGCAUUAAGAUCAAAAAGUUUAUUUAAUGAAAUUGAAACUUUAUAUGAUGAAAGACAUGAACAAGUUGAUGAUUCUGUUGAAAAUCAAGAUAAUAAUGGACCACAUUUGAUACUUCCAUAUAAAGAUAAAUCAGUACUUGAAGAUGCUGCUAAUUUAUUGAUACAUCAUGUUAAAAGACAAACAGCAAUUCAUAAAGAUGACAAACAAAGAAUUAAAUUAUUAUUAAAACAUUUUAUACCUGAUUUAUUUUUUCAUCCAAAACAAGAAUUAUCUGAUGACGAGAGAGACGAUGAUGACAGAGAUGAUGAUGUUGGUAAUUCACAAAGUACAAGUGGUGCAUCAACAACAACACUUGGUCUUCAUGGUAGUAGAAAUCAUUUAAAAAAUAAAUUAAAUGCAUCAAGCAGUGGUAAUUCUUCUUCUACUAAUAAUAAUAUUAACAACAACAGCAAUAACAACAACAUGACAAUUAAAAUUGAAGAUGAUAUUAAAGUACCAAUUCAUGCAUUAUCAACUGAUCCUGAAGAAGCUUACACAUUAUUUAUGGGAAGUAAUAAUUGGUAUUUAUUUUUGAGAUUACAUCAUAUUCUUUGUGAAAGAUUAACUAAAAUGUAUGACAAAGCUUGUGCACUUGCUGAAGAAGAAGCAAGAUAUAAACAACAACGUAAAGAAAGUACUGCUCAUGCAUUAAGAUUAAAGCCAAAAAAUGAAAUUGCAAUUGAAGCGUAUUAUCCUGCAUUUCUUGAUAUGAUUAAAAAUGUACUUGAUGGAAAUAUGGAGAGUGUAGCAUUUGAAGAUACAUUAAGAGAAAUGUUUGGUAUUCAUGCUUAUGUUGCAUUUACACUUGAUAAAGUUGUAACAUAUGCUGUUAGACAGUUGCAACACUUGGUGACUGAUUCAAUAUGUCAACAAUGUACUGAAUUGUUUCAACGAGAACAAAGACAACCACAAGAUAAUUGUGGAGCUGGUGGGCUUUGUACAACAGCGUACAUCAGAGUUGGUGCUGAAAUGGCAUAUCAAAGAAGAGCUGAAAAAACAAUGGCUGAGGAAAAUUGUUUUAAAAUUUACAUUUACAAAAAAGAUUGCAGAAUGACAAUUGAAUUAUUGGAUACUGAAGGCGAGGAGACAAAUGGUGGUUCAAGUGAACGUGAAAGAGACGAAGUUAAUGCUGCUGAAAAAUGGUCAAGUUAUGUUGAAGCAUAUUCAGCACCUUCAACACAAACAAGUCCCAAGGAUAUCUCUUCAACAUCACCAAACAAUGAGACAACAACAACAACAUCAACAAGCACCAAUCAUCCUGUGAGUAGCGACCAGGCAGCAAGGGGGGGAAGGGGCAGAAAGCGCAAGAACACUGACAUUAACAAGAAGAUGGUAGGAAAUGGCUGGAACUCAUUGCCAAGGAAUUUACCAAAUCAAAAGCCAUUAUUUCUAUCGAGAAAUAUUAGACAAUGGAAAAAACAUGCUGCUAAAAAUUCAAGAUCAACAAAUCUUGAUGACAAUACUGGACACCCAGAAGAAGAAAAUGAAGUUGAAAAUAUAUUAAAAAGAUCAGAUGAACUUCGUGAUGCAGUAACAUCAGAUGAUACCCAGUGCACAUUUGAUUUAAGUAGUUAUCGUGUGGCAUUUGUUGGAAGUUCACACUCGUGGUUUUACAGACCAAAUUGUCUUCAUCGAGCAAGAAAGUCUCAUGUAUCAAUAACAUUAUCAAGCGAUGCUAAAUUUCAUCGUCAGCAUGAAAAAUGGACCACGGCAUACGUAUCAAGUGCUCAGAAUCGAUUAAGCCGUGAUUGGUUGAUGGGCCAUUAUGACAAUGUCAUUCCUCAUAGAACACAAAUUCUAAAUGACAAUGAUCGUACACGUACACCUUACAGAUCAUACAAUAAAUAUCGUGUAGAAAUUCUUAAGAAUGAAAUUGAAAGUGGCAAACAAUCAACGUAGUUUAUCUUUAAAAUAAUAAUAAGAUAUAUUUUUUUUUUUUCUUGAAAAGACACAAACAAUUACCAGUUUAUUUUUUCAACAAAAAAAAUUGCUAUUUAUCUCUGUGGUUAAAUAAAAAGUGCGUGUUAUUACAUUUAUAUUUUUGAGCGAUUUAAAAUUAAAAAAAAAAAACACUUGAAUUAUUGAAAAUUUUCGACGUUUUUUUUUUUUUUCAUAUUUGCAUUCCAAUUUUGCAAUUUUUUCAUUUUUUAUCAACUUUAUUUAUUUAUAAUUUUUUUUAAAAAAUAUCAAUUUAAUUAUUAUUUUUUUUCUAUUUUUCUUGCGUCGAAAAUAAAAUUUAAAUUUCGAAAUUAAUUAAUUUUUUUGAAAUUAAAAAUAAUGAUAAUAACGCCAAUUAAAUACUCAGAGAUUAAAAAAUAUCAAGAGGCCUUAUAAUAAGGUUUCCAAUUAAUAAGAAAAGUGUAGAUUUAUAUAAAAAAAAAAGUGUACAAAAUCCUUGUAUAUUUUUAUUUUUCCUGUUGAUAUAUAACAUUAUUUUUUUUUUUUUCGUUUACUUUUUUCUACUCAGAUAAUAACAGCUUUUGCAUAAUAUGUACAGUUAUCUCCCUGUGUUAUUUAUAAAAAAAAGAAAAGAAAAAUGAAAUUACAAAAAAAAUGUAUAAUUUUAUAUUUCUCUUUUUGUAAAAAGUUAGUAGAAGUAAAAAAAAUUUUUUUUUUCUAAUUAAAAAAGUGACUAAAAUUAUUUUUAAUAGUAUCUAAAAAAUUUAUAGAUACUUUUGCAUUGAUAAAAUAAAAAAAUAUAAUGAUUGUAAAAAAAAAAAAAAGCCACAAUGUUUUUUAAUAAUUUGGAAAUGUUUUUUUUUUUUUUUUAUAUAUUUAUUUUAUGAAUAAUUUAUUGCGCACAUUUCGAUGGUAUUUAUUUAUGAAAAAAAAAAAAAAUAUACACAAAUUUGUGUGGAUGAUUAUGAAAUUAUAUAAAUUAUUAAAAAAUAAGUAAAUAAUAGUUUGUACAUAAAGCUGUCAACUGAUUAAAUACAAUUUGACAAAAAACUGA